GAGGCCGGUAACAUCAACAGAGAGGACAAACCCAGCCUGCCUCUCUCCUUCCACACUGAGUCCAAACCUACAGUCACUGGGUCCUGAUUGUGACAGUGGAGCCCAGUUUGCACUGCAAGAUCCAGAGAUGGCAUCAGUGAAGCUGGAAGACUGCAGUGAAACACUGGAGCUGAAUGUCAACAUUAAAGAUGAAGAAGAGGAGGAGAAGAUUGGGAAAUCUGUUAAUCAUGGAGACCAUGUUGAGACAUUCUCUACAUCCAGAGAGCAACAGCAGGAAGAUCACAGAGCUAAGAGGUCUCACCCCUGCCCACAUUGUGAGGAGAUUUUCCCAUUUUUAUCAAAGCUAAAAAUACACCUAAAAAUACACACAGAAGAGAAUCGGUAUUCCUAUACUGACAGUGGGAAGAGUUUCACAACAUCCAAGGAUCUGACAGUUCAUCAGAGAGUGCACACAAGAGAGAAGACUUACUCCUGCUCUGAGUGUGUAAAAUGCUUCACAACAUCAACUUGGCUAAAAGUUCAUCAGAGAACACACACAGGAGAGAAGCCUUACUCCUGCUCUGAUUGUAUAAAAUGCUUCACAACAUCAGCUAAACUAAAAGUUCAUCAGAGAACACACACAGGAGAGAAGCCUUACUUCUGCUCUAACUGUGGAAAGAGUUUCUCUCUAAUGUGCAACUUAAAACGACAUGAACGUAUACACACAGAGAAGCUUUACUCCUGCUCUGACUGUGCGGCGAGUUUCUCGCUACUGUGCAAAUUAAAACGACAUGAACGUAUACACAAAGGAGAGAAGCCUUACUCCUGCACUGACUGUGGAAAGAGUUUCUCGCGACUGGGCCACUUAAAAACACAUGAACAAAAACAUACAGGAGAGAAGCCUUACUCCUGCUCUGACUGUGGAAAGAGUUUCUCUCUACUGGGCCAGUUAAAAAUUCACCAACAUAUACAUACUGGAGAGAAGCCUUACUCCUGCUCUGACUGUGGAAAGAGUUUCUCUCGACUGGGCCACUUAAAAACACAUGAACAAAAACAUACAGGAGAGAAGCCUUACUCCUGCUCUGACUGUGUAAAAUGCUUCACAACAGCAACUGAGCUAAAACUUCAUCAAAGAACACACACAGGAGAGAGGCCGUACUCCUGCUCUGACUGUGUAAAAUGCUUCCCAACAUCAACUAGGCUAAAAGUUCAUCAGAGAACACACACAGGAGAGAAGCCUUACAUCUGCUCUGACUGUGCGGCGAGUUUCUCUCUACUGUGCAACUUAAAACGACAUGAAAGUAUACACACAGGAGAGAAGCCUUACUCCUGCUCUGACUGUUCGGCGAGUUUCUCUCUACUGUGCAACUUAAAACGACAUGAACAUAUCCACACAGGAGAGAAGCCUUAUCACUGCACUGACUGUGAGAAGAGAUUCUACAGAUUGAGCCAUUUAAAAAGACACCAAUGUAUACAUAAAGGAAAGAAGCCUCAUCAGAUCUCUCAGACCAGCUAAGAUUAGACACUCCACUUAAUUCUUAUCUCAUAAAGUAAUUGGCAACGUUGAAUUGGAUCAAAUGAAGAAAGUGUAGAACACUCUAUUGUAAUCCUAUAGUUUCUCACUGUAAGAGAACUGUGCAGAGGAAAGGGAGCGUUAUAGAAUGUUAGCCUCUCUUUACUGAUCAGUGUGCACCUUGUCAGUUUUGGUGUGUUUUGUUAGCUUCUACUGUAAAGAUAUUGAGAUGACCUUGGAUUUGCCCUUAGGGUUGAAUAUCCUCUGUGAGACGUCUCACAAUGGAGUCCGAUGGUUGACUGGGUGGUACUGCUUCCCUCUGCAGUUUCCUGUGGGAAUGAGCUGGUAGACACAACAUACUCUGAGUGUACAAAACAUUAAUGACACCUGCUCUUUUCAUGACAUAAACUGACCAGGUGAAAAGCUAUGAUCCUUAAUAAUGUAGUUGUGGUGUAUUUAUUAUGGAUCCCCAUUAGCUUUCAGUAUAAAACAAGAUGUUGCAGUGGGCUAAGGAAUGAAGACUGGACACUGGAGAAUGAAUUUGAACAACAUUGCCUGGUCUGAUGAAUCCCUGUUCCUGCUGUUUCAUGCUGAUGGGAGGACUAUGGUAUGGAGGAAACCAUGAGUACAUGCAUCCAGUGGUGAAAAAUUACCCAACUGUCAUACUUGAGUAAAAGUAAUGAUACCUUAAUAGAAAAUGACUCAAGUGAAAGUCACCCACUAAAAUACUACUUGAGUAAAAGUAUUUGGUUGUAAAUAUACUUAAGUAUCAAAGUAAAAAUAUGAAUAAUUUCAAAUUCCUUAAAUUAAGCAAACCAGAUGGCACAAUUGU
Messenger RNA from Salvelinus fontinalis (brook trout), 2324 nucleotides. RefSeq names its product zinc finger protein 271-like. The record is from RefSeq and is a predicted model, not a curated record. Gene Ontology annotation, biological process: regulation of transcription by RNA polymerase II. NCBI's taxonomy places the organism in Eukaryota, Metazoa, Chordata, Actinopteri, Salmoniformes, Salmonidae. Gene Ontology annotation, molecular function: RNA polymerase II transcription regulatory region sequence-specific DNA binding; DNA-binding transcription factor activity, RNA polymerase II-specific. Gene Ontology annotation, cellular component: nucleus. The transcript has 2 exons. Bases 128 to 1495 code for a protein of 455 amino acids.